UCGUGGAGGGGGAGGGUUUCCCGUGCCCUGCCGGACUUGCCGCUGGGCGCUUCGGACUCACAGCGCCAACGACUGUCAAGAGAGUACGAGAGUGGAGCUGCCGGAAGUGUCUGCGCGCCGUGGGAGAAACUUUGCUGCCCCGGCUGCGGCCCGGAGCCUCUCCACCCUAGUGCUUUGAGCGACGAUGCGCCCCCAUGACAACGACCUGAGCAGACCCGCGCCUUGGCCAGCCGCCCGUGCCUGCGUUCGCCUUGCCUUUGGGGAGGAAGACUAGCCCGGCGCAGGCGGCUCGGCGCGCGGGGCCCGUUUCCUCCGCGCCGUCCCCUUGCGUCCCGGCGCGUUCUCCGCGAUCGCGCGUCCCCAGCGCCGGCCGCGGUCGCCGGCUGUCCCUACCCUGACCGCCGGCCCCGACGUGCCCUCAGCCGCAGCUGGCAUUGCUUGUGCCAUGGGGCUACCCACUCUGGAGUUCAGCGAUUCCUACUUGGACAGUCCGGAUUUCAGGGAGCGACUGCAAUGUCACGAGAUUGAGUUGGAGCGAACCAACAAGUUCAUCAAAGAGCUCAUUAAGGACGGCUCUUUGCUUAUUGGGGCGCUGAGGAAUCUGUCUAUGGCAGUACAGAAAUUUUCCCARUCACUACAAGACUUCCAGUUUGAAUGUAUUGGUGAUGCUGAAACAGAUGAUGAAAUUAGUAUUGCUCAAUCACUAAAAGAAUUUGCAAGGCUACUUAUUGCAGUAGAAGAAGAAAGGCGAAGAUUGAUUCAAAAUGCUAAUGAUGUACUAAUUGCACCACUUGAGAAAUUUCGAAAAGAACAAAUAGGUGCAGCAAAAGAUGGAAAGAAGAAGUUUGACAAGGAGAGUGAAAAAUACUAUUCUAUUCUUGACAAGCAUUUGAAUUUGUCAGCAAAGAAAAAGGAAUCUCAUUUGCAAGAGGCAGAUACACAGAUUGACCGUGAACAUCAAAACUUCUACGAAGCAUCAUUAGAGUAUGUCUUUAAAAUUCAAGAAGUUCAGGAAAAGAAGAAGUUUGAAUUUGUUGAGCCGCUUUUGUCAUUCCUUCAGGGUUUAUUUACUUUUUACCACGAGGGAUAUGAACUCGCCCAAGAAUUUGCACCAUAUAAGCAACAGCUACAGUUCAACUUGCAGAAUACAAGAAAUAAUUUUGAAAGUACUCGCCAAGAAGUAGAGCGGUUGAUGCAGAGGAUGAAAUCUGCCAACCAAGACUACAGACCACCCAGCCAGUGGACAAUGGAAGGCUAUCUUUAUGUCCAGGAGAAACGACCACUUGGCUUCACAUGGACUAAACAUUACUGUACAUACGAUAAGGGAAGUAAAACAUUUACGAUGAGUGUUUCAGAAAUGAAAUCCAGUGGGAAAAUGAAUGGCCUUGUUACUAGUUCACCAGAAAUGUUUAAGUUAAAAUCUUGUAUCCGACGAAAGACAGACUCAAUUGAUAAACGAUUCUGCUUUGACAUUGAAGUAGUUGAAAGGCAUGGGAUCAUUACAUUACAGGCCUUUUCUGAAGCUAAUAGGAAGCUUUGGCUUGAAGCCAUGGAUGGGAAGGAACCGAUUUAUACCCUGCCUGCCAUUAUUAGCAAGAAAGAAGAAAUGUACUUAAAUGAAGCAGGGUUCAACUUUGUGAGAAAAUGCAUUCAAGCUGUGGAAGCAAGAGGCAUCACCAUUUUAGGACUCUACCGAAUAGGAGGAGUGAAUUCCAAAGUUCAAAAACUCAUGAACACCACAUUUUCUCCAAAGUCCCCUCCUGACAUCGACAUUGAUAUUGAGCUGUGGGACAAUAAGACCAUAACGAGUGGGCUGAAAAACUACCUCAGGUGCCUUGCAGAACCACUGAUGACUUACAAGUUGCACAAAGAUUUUAUUGUUGCUGUUAAAUCAGAUGACCAGAACUACAGGGUGGAGGCUGUACAUGCACUGGUGCACAAAUUGCCGGAGAAGAACAGAGAGAUGCUGGACAUCUUAAUAAAGCACCUGGUCAAAGUAUCACUACACAGCCAACAAAAUCUCAUGACURUCUCAAAUCUUGGCGUCAUAUUUGGCCCAACACUGAUGAGAGCCCAGGAGGAAACUGUAGCUGCCAUGAUGAAUAUAAAAUUUCAGAAUAUAGUGGUUGAAAUUCUGAUAGAGCACUAUGAAAAGAUUUUUCAUACUGCCCCAGACCCAAGCAUUCCUCUUCCUCAGCCUCAGUCUCGUUCUGGAUCCCGAAGGACUCGAGCAAUAUGCCUCUCCACGGGCUCCCGGAAGCCUAGAGGGAGGUACACACCAUGCCUGGCAGAACCUGAUAGUGACUCCUACAGCAGCAGCCCAGACAGCACACCCAUGGGUAGCAUUGAGUCGCUCUCUUCUCACUCAUCUGAACAAAACAGCACUACAAAGUCAGCCUCCUGCCAACCCAGGGAGAAAUCUGGAGGGAUUCCCUGGAUUGCAACCCCAUCAUCUUCCAAUGGACAGAAAAGUCUUGCUCUCUGGACAACUAGUCCUGAAUCAAGUUCUAGAGAAGAUGCAACCAAAACGGAUGCAGAAUCAGAUUGCCAGAGUGUUGCCUCGGUCACUACCCCAGGAGACGUUUCCCCACCUAUAGACCUGGUCAAGAAGGGGCCUUAUGGUCUUUCAGGACUGAAAAGAACCUCUGCUUCCUCUCUCAGAUCCAUCUCUGCAGCUGAAGGAAACAAGAGCUACAGUGGAUCCAUUCAAAGCUUAACUUCUAUAGGUUCCAAGGAGACAGCCAAAGCCACACCAAACCCAGAGCUGCCUCCAAAAAUGUGCAGGCGGUUAAGGCUAGACACUGCCUCAAGCAAUGGCUAUCAGCGACCUGGCUCCGUAGUGGCAGCAAAGGCCCAGCUGUUUGAAAAUGUUGGUUCACUUAAGCCAGUUUCUUCUGGGCGCCAAGCCAAAGCCAUGUAUUCCUGUAAAGCAGAGCACAGCCAUGAGCUGUCCUUCCCACAGGGAGCAAUAUUUUCUAAUGUGUACCCAUCAGUGGAACCAGGAUGGUUAAAGGCAACUUAUGAAGGCAAAACAGGACUAGUUCCAGAAAAUUAUGUUGUCUUCCUCUAAUACUAUUUAGUGGAUGGCAGUAUCUUCAUGGUAUCCAUGGUAACAAAUAAUAAGUGCUAUGAUUUUUAUCUGACACAGAUAUGGGGAUAGCCCACUAAAUAAAAACAGUCAAUUUCUAUCAAGUUCUUCACCAGCGGACUAUGUAGCUCCCUAUUAAUGGAAAAAGAAAAAAAAUGUUUAAAUUGUGGUCAUUCUUUUUUGGCUGGUUUCUUAUCUUAAAAAACCUUGCUUUUUUAUGGUAAAAAUAGUUCUCCACAAUGCCUCUUCCAUAGCACCUAUAGAAUCUCAAAUAUUGUGUUUGAUACUAUAUUCCCCAAAAUUUGGAAACCAGAAAUCUGCUAUAUGGAUUUUAAGAUUUGUCCUUUACUGCCUGGCAUUCUCUGAGGAACUUUGAGAUCAAUAUUUUAAAGUGUAAUUUAAAUUGUUCAUUUUUUUCCUUAAAAAUUAUACUGCUUUUAUAUAUGAUUGUUUUGCUGGUCCUAAACAUUUCAAGGAAAUAUAAGUCUUUGUUCUAACAUUAUUGUAUUUGUUUUCCAAGUAGAUAGUAAUAAUUCAAAAGCAAUGAUAUAUAUAAUGUCUGUUUAAAAAAAAGUCAAAUUAUGUUAUACACUGAUUCUGUAAACAAUCCAAUCCAGACAACUUUCAUGAAUUUAGAGCAGGGAUCAGCAAGCUGUUUCAAACCCAGAGCCUCACACAUGCUUGGCAAGAAUUAUCACUGAGCCACAUCCCAAGCCCAGCAACUAUUUCUAUAAAGGCCUGAUAGUUAACAUUUUUGUGGUGGGCUAGAUUUCAAUUGUGGGUCAUAAUUUACUGACCCCUAUUUUAGAGAAUGUGUAAAACUAUCUUCAUAAUUUCUGGACUUUUACAAAAUUUUACAUUAAAACAUAAAUACUAAAAAAUCAUAUGCACAUAUCCUCUACCAGUAACAUUUUAAUGGUAGCACAAGAGAAUAAUUACAACAAUGAGAAAAUUAUAUAAGUGCAGCUCAGAGGCAUGCAACUGAAAUUCCACUUGUGACACUGUAGUGUCAAAGUAUUUUGAUAACAUCCAGCUUUGGCUUAUGAGGUGUGUUUUCAUGUUCUUGAAAACAAUAAUGGGGAAGCUGUUUGGCUUCUAAAGUAUAUAUGUUAUUAAAACAAAAUAAAUACAAAUAUAUAGGAUUCUUAAAUUAUAUUAAGCAACAAAGUUUGAAAUUAUGCCAUCAUCUUGAACAAAAAAUCUAUACAUGAUUUCCUAUUAUGGCAUUCAGAUUACUAGGAAUUUCACUGAAUUUAUAGAGCAUAGAAAUAGGUAUUUACUAUCAAAUUAUGCAUAUCAUCAACUGGUUAUGUAUCAACCAUUUUGUAAUAAUCCUAUUUUAAUAAUUCUAAUAUAUUAUUUCUAUGAAUAUCUAUGGUAAAGAAUUUCUCUUCAUGAGAUUCCAAAAGGCUGGUUGCCUGCCACCAGCUACCACAGCCCUGCUGUGCUUGGCUUUGACAUCUUAUUGGUUACUUCAGUUUCCCCCACUUUAGAAACACUCAGGUAUUUACUGUGUAAAACCUUUUACAUAUUAUAAUAUCAAUUCCACCUUCUUUUAAGUUAAUAUUCUAGAGCUAAUAAAGAUGCAACAACUAUGCCUCAGAGCAUUUAUGCUUCUAAAAGUAAAAAUAAUGAAUUAUAAUUAAAUAGUGAAGAGGGUAAUCAUAGAGAGACAGUCACAGCCAGGAAAAAUAUCAGUGGAUUGAAAUAAAUGAAUGAAAAAAAUAUUCCACUGUUACAAAAAUCAGUAAUGUUAUGUGAAAAUCUGAUGAGUUUGUCCUUUUCUUUUUCCUCCUGCUGUUUAUCUCUGCACUACAAUGAGGUAUUGCUGGAACUUCUUGGUCAAGUGACUCUCAGUAGUAGUAACAGUGUUAUUGGUACUGUAAUUGCCCUCUGCUGGAACAGAAGGUAGUCUUUGCAAUGUACCAGUCCCCUGGUCUAUUUGGCCCCCUUCAACUUAAGCACCCUUACCAUUAUCUGGCAUCUGGCUAGAUUAGGACCUCUCAAAGCAAAUUAAUUUUCUUUCCAAGACCAACUUGACUCUAAAAGAUUCAGAAUCUUAUUUCACUUGCUGCUGUAUAAAGAAAUUUCAACUUUUUAUUUCAACAUUUUAUUUUUAACACAGGGUGUCCCUGCUUCUGAGUUGUCUGUAAGCUAAUUCCACUGAUGUUCAGUAAGGAAUUAACUGCACAGGAUGUGGGUAUGACAUCCAGCUCUCCUUUCUAAUGGAGAGACCUAUACUGUAGCAUAACAUAUGGUCUCUUUCCUGAAAUAAACUACAUGCUGGUUCAUGUACUUUUGUUUGAAGUUUUGACUUUUUAGAUUUGUAGGGAUGGUUCAUUUUUCUUCCUAUUGAUUACAUGUAGAAGCAAGUCGUGGCCAUAUACUGGAGAGAGGCUAAGACUGCUUUUCCCUUGAAGUUAAGUUUCCUGUGAAAAGGUGUUUUUGAGCACCAAGAACAGGUUCUCUAAUACAUGUGGAAUAUUAGUCAAAAAAGUAAAUAACGGCACUCAUGGAAACAGCAUCACAGUCUGAAUUAUAAUGGUGUUUGAAGUUGAAGAUUCGUUAGAAUUGCCAGAGUCAAAUCUUUGAAACACAACGGCAUGUGCUCCAAACCACUUCUUUCAAUACUAUCAGUAUGAGGAUAAGAUUGAGGGUCUAAAUUAAUCAUCCUGUAUGUUAUGUGAAAAUAUCCCUGAGUACAGAAUAUGCAUUUCACAGGCGACUUUUGUUAUGCCAUUGCUCUAAGUUUAGUUUAUAGAAACAAGUCAUUCAACUGAAGGAUUUUUCUGUAUUAUGUGUGAAUAUAUGAAAAGUGAAUAAUAAUCUUUAUAUUCCUGUAAUGUCCAUGAAGUAUGAGGGGGAAUCAUUUUUAUGUGGUGUAAGUAGUUUCACUUGUCUGUUACGUUGGUUCUCUGUGCUGUGUAUGUGUAUAAGCAUAACCUGGUUUCUCAACCAUGGCUCAUUUGCUGGUUCUUUGAGGAAUUAUGGAGAGAAAAAAAAAUGUACCUUCUAUUUUCCAUAACCCCAAGCUAUCUGAUUUCCAAAUAGAAAAAAAUAAAGAUACAUGAGUCUUAUUUGUGAUAAUUAGUUACAUAUUGUGACAUGCCUUCUAAAAAUCUACUAUGUUGUGAAGAAAACAAGUCUUUUACUAUAAUCGUGUGAAACUGACAUCUGCCAGUCUUCUUACUCUCAGCAUCAUUCUUCAGGUCUGUGUGGAAAGUAUUGUGUGUCAUUCACAUGGAUGUUGCCUUAGAAGAGUUCCUCAGACCCUCACCUUAGGCAACUUCAGUUUUUAACACAGGUUGAGUACCUUUAUCCAAAAUGCUUUCAACAAGAAAUAUUGUGGAUUUUUUUUCAAUAUUUUUGCAAUAUUUACAUAUAUACAAGAUAUCAUGUACACACAAACAUUAUGGAGGUGAGACAUGACAUUCAUUUUUGUUCCACAAUAAACCUUAUAAACCUAGCCUGAAGUUAAUUUUAUCUGAUAUUUAACAACUUUGUGCAUAAAAUAGUUUCAUAGUGUGGGAUCUUCCAUUGCUGGGGUCAUAUAAUUUCUCAGAAAGUCUCAGAUUUGGGGAGGCUGGAGUUGUGGCUCAGUGGUAGAGUUCUUGUCUAACACAUGUGAGGCACUGGCUUUGAUCUUCAGCACCACAUAAAAAUAAAUAAAUAAAUACAUGGGGUUUUUGUUUUUUUUUAAGUAUCAGAUUUUGGAUUAGCGAUACUCAACCCAUAAUAGCCCAACUAUAUAUUGAUAAUACCUUAAUUAGCAUUAAGAGUGCCAGCCUGAUUUAUACUUUAUCAGCUGAAGUCAAGCAGACCAGCUUAGGAGCAGAUUUUGUUCUUUGGUUUCAUAAUACAUUUGCAACUUACAGCACUUAUUAUUAUGACCUCAAGUCACUGUGUGAGACCCCAAAAUCAUAUCUUCUGGUAAAAAGCAAUGGCUUGACUCUUGUCCAGAAGUUAUUUUGCUCUUGAGCAAAGGUUUCCAACUUAGAGUAAAAUUGCUCUGUAAUUUGGCCUCGUUUACUUUUAUGUUACCUUUUGAAAUCCAAACACAUUCAGAAACAAGGCUAGUCUUUCUGAACAAUCCAUGUCAGCCUAUCUCCUGCUGAUUCACAGACUUAAUAACAGGUAUUUAUAAGCUAGUCUCAAUUUCCUGAGCACAUUGACUGUCUGCUUCCAUCGUUUCUAUUACCUUCCUGCUUCAGAUGUGCAGAUUCUAUUGGUGAUAACCUUGGGAAAAACUCAGGAUUAUGAAUGGUUGUGAACUUUUAGAGGAUAAUAAACAUGAAUAAGAUUUUUUAUAAUUUUAGGUCAGCUGUACCCAUUGCUUUAAUAAUCUGAAGUAGGAAUGUUGACAGCACUCAGAGUAAAUCAUUGGCAGAAAACAGAUCAGUGUGUCCCAGACCAAUGUUUACAAGCUGUUUGUGUGGGGAGGGAGUCCAGCAGGUCACCUCUUUACCUUAGGCACUCAUGAGGGAGAGGCCAAUGUCAAAGGUGAAUACGUACUGGUGCUAAAUGGAGAUAGGGAGUCCGUGCAUUUAUUGAGAAGUUCCAAAAGGCAAAGACUAUUUUCAGUUAUUACGAGCAUAAAUAUUCUUUUCCAUUCAAGCUGCUCAUGUACAGGGCAGCCUGAGGAACUUCAGUAUCUGAGCGGGGUGGAGGCUGAGAGUGCCAAAACCACCUCAGUUAGAUGACUGCUCUCUCCCCUUKGUACCAUCUCCCACAUCUUCUAGGGUUGAGAGCAACACAGUUGUGCCUUGAAUCCACUCAGACUCUUGGGUGAAAAGCAUGCCUUGUUUUGUAUGUGGCAGCAUGUUACAAGUUUGACUUUCACCAGCAUAUCUUCAGCCGCCUCCUUUCUGCAAAGAAUGGUGCCUCUAGAGCCGACCCAAGAAUACUGCCUGCACAGGAGUUACAUUAAAAUCCACGUUAUCACCACGUAUUGAAGGCUGGAAUUUUAAAAGAUCUUUUUGAACUCUGAUCCGAAACCUUUACAAAUAGGAAGUUUGGCAGGGAAGACACCUGGGUUUUUUAAUUCAGAAUUCUAUUUAUAUACUGUUAAAAUUUGAGGUACUAUAGUUUAUAUAAAAGUUGGAUAUUUAGAUAUUGUAUUUCAGUACUGGGAGCUUCUUUGCAGCCAAUAACGUGACAAAUUAAGUAAUAAAUAUGAUGAAAAUGAUUGUUGGUAAGUUAUAUUGAAUUUUUUGUUUAUUUUGUAGUGUUUCUGUAUUUAUCUGCACUUUGUGUACAUACAUACAUACACACAUGCAUAUGCCAACAUGUAAAUAACUUCAUGUUAUUCCUAAUCUAAAUUGUCAUGAUAUCUGUAAUGUAUGUUUACACUGUGUUUUAAAUUACUUUAAAAAUAAACUAUAUAAGCACAUUUUAA
Molecule: messenger RNA, 8483 nt
Organism: Urocitellus parryii (Arctic ground squirrel)
Lineage: Eukaryota; Metazoa; Chordata; Mammalia; Rodentia; Sciuridae
Gene: Arhgap42
Product: Rho GTPase activating protein 42
Biological process (GO): signal transduction
Cellular component (GO): cytoplasm
Molecular function (GO): protein binding; GTPase activator activity
Source: RefSeq, a predicted model, not a curated record